CCCAGAUAUAAUUCACACAUAAAAUGAAAUCUUUUGUGUAAUUAUUGGUAUCUCUCUUUGCAGCUUUUAUAAAAGCAGUGGGUGGUCGCUUUAAAGUAGAGCUUUCUCUCUUUGGCAUGACCGGUCGUCUGGAUUAAACAGCAGCCACAGUAGCUGUUCAGGGAUGUGUCCGAGUUUAGAGCACCGCCCUCAAACACUGGACUCAGCUGCAGAGAGACACCGCUGCCUGGCUGUCAGUCUGACUGAGGACCGACAUACUCCACACUACAACCCUGAACCCUGUUUUACCGAAGACUCUGAGAGAGUAAGGAGUUUGGACCAGGUUCAGAUAGCAACAAGACCGGGCAUGACGAUGCGGGCCAAGUUGAGGGUGUAGCCACAUCUGGGGGAGACUGCUGAAGUAAGCAGGAGCCUCAGCACACCGAACCACCGACUGCAGAGGAGGAAGAUGGGAGAGACAGAGGAGGAGAGGGAUAAUGUGGGGAAGCAGUUUGAGAACUUUGUCCAGGCCUCCACCUGUAAGGGGACCCUUCAGGCCUUCAAUGUCCUCUGCAGACGGCUGGACCUGGACCCUGCAGACCACAGCACCUUCUACAGCAGCCUGAAGGCCAGUCUCACCUCCUGGAAGGCCAAAGCUCUGUGGAGUAAGCUGGACAAGAGGAUGUCACAUAAGGAGUACAAGAAAGGCCAAACCUGUGUGGGCACCAGGUGCCUCAUCAUCGGAGGAGGCCCCUGCGGCCUGCGAACAGCCAUUGAGCUGGCUCUGAUGGGUGCCAAAGUGGUGGUGAUCGAGAAGAGAGACUCCUUCUCACGGAACAACGUGCUGCACCUUUGGCCAUACACCAUCCACGACCUGCGGGGCCUUGGAGCCAAAAAGUUCUAUGGCAAAUUCUGUGCCGGGGCCAUCGACCACAUCAGCAUUCAGCAGCUGCAGGUGGUCUUACUGAAGGUGGCCCUGAUUGUUGCCGUGGAGUUUCACAUCAACGUAGAGUUUGACAAGCUGUUAGAACCUCCAGAGGAUCAGGAAAAUGAAGGGAUCGGGUGGAGAGCUGCAAUCCGACCUGCUGAUCACCCUGUGGCUAACUUUGAGUUUGACGUGGUGGUUGGGGCUGACGGGCGCAGGAAUACUCUGGAAGGUUUUAAAAGGAAGGAGUUCAGAGGGAAGCUGGCGAUCGCCAUCACAGCCAACUUCAUCAACAGGAACACCACUGCAGAGGCCAAAGUAGAGGAGAUCAGCGGUGUGGCCUUCAUCUUCAACCAGAAGUUCUUCCUUGACCUGAAAGAGGAGACAGGUAUCGAUCUGGAGAACAUUGUGUAUUACAGGGACAACACGCAUUACUUUGUCAUGACUGCAAAGAAACAGAGUCUGCUGGACAAAGGAGUCGUUAUUAAUGAUUACGCAGACACCCAGAUGCUGCUAUGCAGUGAAAACGUCAACCAGGAAGCUCUGCUGUGCUACGCUCGAGAGGCUGCUGACUUUGGCACCAACUACCAACUUCCCACACUGGAUUUUGCCAUGAAUCACUGCGGGCAGCCAGAUGUGGCCAUGUUCGACUUCACCAGCAUGCACGCAUCUGAGAACGCUGCUCUGGUCAGGGAGAGGUUUGGACACCAGCUACUGGUCUCGCUGGUUGGUGACAGUCUGCUGGAGCCCUUCUGGCCCAUGGGGACGGGCUGUGCUAGAGGCUUCCUGGCUGCUUUCGACACAGCCUGGAUGGUAAAGAGCUGGGCUCAGGGACGGACUGUUCUGGAGGUGCUAGCUGAGAGGGAGAGUAUUUACAGGCUGCUUCCACAAACAACACCUGAAAACAUUGCCAAAAACUUUGAACAGUACACCAUAGACCCUGGGACUCGAUACCCCAACCUCAACUGCUCUUGUGUCAGGCCACACCAGGUGCGUCACUUGUACAUCAGAGGAGAGCUGAGUUCCUGCUCUUUGGAGCGAGCUGCUACCAUACGUCGUCCUGUCAACAUCAGCAGACGAGAGUCUGAGAUCAGACCUGGAAGGCUUCUCACUUGGUGCCAGAAACAGACCGACGGCUACAAGAAUGUGAACAUCACAGACUUGACAUCAUCUUGGAGGAGCGGCAUUGCUCUCUGUGCUUUGAUCCACAGUUUCAAACCGCAGCUGAUAGACUUUGACUCACUGAAUGAAGAAAACCAUGCUGCUAACCUCCAGCUGGCUUUUGACAUCGGGGAGCGGGAGUUUGGGAUCCGAUCGAAGGAGCUGAACACUGAUGAGGAGCUGGACAAAACCAGGAUGACCACCUACCUGUCCAAGUUCUAUGAACUCUUCCGUGGCACACCUCUACCUGCCUCAGGUUCCAGAGGAGUGGAUGAAAACAAUGAAGAUUAUCCAUCGAGAGAAGUCAGAAGUAAUAAUAAUGUGCUCAAUCUUGCACUGCCGAGGAAAAGGGUACCAAAGGAUGAAAAGAAGUCAGACGGUACAGAUGCCAUCUACAAAAGGAGGAGGAAAUUUAACAGUUGUUUGGAGGAGGCCACCAAUCUGUCGAGUAAUGGAUCCGCAGUGCGAGAGAGCCCAGAGCCCAAGGAAAAUAAAGUGCGCUCAAUGGCUACUCAGUUGCUGGCAAAGUUUGAGAGCUCUCCCACUACCAUCAGGAGAACACAGUCGGACUGUGAGAGGUCCUUCCCGCUGCAAUCUCUUGACCUGACUGAGAGUCUGCACAAUAGAUACAGACCCCCGGUUCCACCUAAACCUCCUCCUGAGACACAGUUUGAAGUCAGUUUGAGAAAAGCAGCCCAACACUUAGUACGCCCACCUCCAAAGACCCUGCCCAAGCCUCAGCUCCAUCCUCUAUCCCAGCUUCAGUUUUCUGUAGUGAAGCUCAGACAUGUCGAUCAAAAGCCCCCGCCUGAGCCUGAGAGCGCAGACCCCCCUGAUCCUCCUGCUCCUCCUCCUACCUCCUGCCAGUCAGCAAUCAAUUUCAUGUCAAGAGUCCUGCAGCGCCUCAAGGAGGUGGAUGAACACGUCUCUGAGGGUGGCUCACUACGAAAGGCGUUCCCCCCGUCAGGUGACAGGUGUCACUUAUGUGAGAAGCGUGUGUAUAUGGUGGAGAGGGUCUGUGCAGAGGGUCUGUACUUCCACAGGGAGUGUUUUCGCUGUUCUACCUGCAGCUCUGCUCUGAGACAGGGAGCACAUGCCUUCGACUCUGAGCAGGGGAAGUUGUACUGCCAACUUCACUUUGAUCAACGCAACAGUGGAACAAACCUGCGGAGGAAUUUAUCUCAACGCUCAAUUCGUAAUGGAGCCGGCGUUCAGGAACAGUCUGCGGCUGACACACAGAGCCCGGAGUCUCCCAGCACAUUAGACCUGCAGAGUGAAUCCUCAGCAGGUACCUUCAGCUCCAUCAUAAGGAAACGCCUGAGCUGGCCUUUGAGUGUGACUCGCUCAGUGUGUAACGCUCCAUGGUAUCUGGCCCAGCGUGCGCGUAGCACAGCACAGGCCCUCACCAACCACCUGAGGGUCAAUGCCCAGGACUACGCUUUCCUCUAUGAGCUGCUGAGCAUGAGUGUGCCCCUGCUGCUUGUAUUACAGGAAGUAGUGCUGCAGAUGUACACGGAGGCUGUGCCUGAUGAGCCGGGCUCCUUACAGUCUGCACUGCUGUGGCUGCAGGAGCAGAUCGAACACAGGCUCAUGUAGACAGCUGAUAAUAUUUGACCAUGAUCCCAAAUAUCAUUAGAUCUGUGGCAUAGCUGCACAUAAGCCUGUCGGUAUUAUUAUUUGUAGCUGUGCACAAGCACCUUUUUAUGUUUACCUGCCUUCCUCCAUGAAACUGUGGGCAGAUUUGAUCAAGGACACUGUACUGCAGGGUAGUGGGAACAUUUUAAGGGUUAUUAAAGCUGCAGUAAAAUAUGUUGCAGUGGUUUGAUGUGGGCUAACACAAGUUAAACAGCUUUAGUUGUUAAAAUGAAAAAGGCCAAAGUCAUUGCAUUAGAGACUGGAGACUGCUGAAAUCAUCAUUGCUGUAAAUAUAACCUUCUAACCGUCAUGGAAAAUGAUCCUGUAGUUAAUACAGUUUAACUCAGGCUUUGACUAACUGACUGACUGACUUGAUGCACUUUAUUCUUUGAGACCUGCCGAGUCGAGCGCACAGAGAACUCUCAUGUUUUCAUGUGAAGGCAGACCACCAGGCAGGUUUAUUUUUGACUGCAUAUGUGCUUCUGCCAUGUGUUCUUUGAGUUUUUAUAUAUAUGCAGGUUUGUGUUUUACACAGAUGUCAUCAGUUCUCUCAUUAUCUUUAUAAACUCAUCACUCAGUUUACCUUCAGUUUUGAUUUAUUUUCCUUGAUGUUAAACCAAAGAGUUCUUGAUGUUUUGAUGCUGUGGUCUGAAGUUCCUUCCUCAGUUUUUAGUUUUACUUUGCUGCCAUCUGCUGUUGACUCUCAGAAUAACUAUGAAGACAACAUCAGACAUCAUCAUAUUUAACCUCUUCUGUGUAACACUACAGAUAUGAAGUGUUUAAUGAUUGGAUGCUGAAAUGUUUACUGUAGACGACAGAAGCUGAUGUGUUUGAAUGUGCUUGCCGCUCUUGCCUUAAUGUAAAGCAUGUUGUUCAAAGAUCAACAGCAAACCUCGCUUCAUCGGAAGCCUCACAGUUGCUUCCCUUUCAGACACACUAUCUAAUGAUGCUUCUGAGGCACUUUAGAGAAUUUCUAAAAAUUUAUUAUAUUUGUUGACGUAAUUCAGCCUUAAUUUUAAGUGUUUACAGCAUGAUGUGUUGAAUUUGCAACAUGUUUGUCUUUCAUCAGUGACCUUAUGUUUCAUGUUGAAUUACUGUACCUGCUGCUCGUGAUGUGAGCUUACAGUUUGCUUUACAGUGCAGGAAAAGGUUCAAGACUUUAUUGUUUUUAAAAUGCCAAAGAACUGUUUUCAUACACACUGACCGGACUUGUGUAACUUUUGUUUUUCACGUCUGUAUAACACAACAAUCACACAAACUGUAACUUGGUGCCAACUCACAACCGUUGUCUUCGUGAUGAAUGUCAGUAUUUUGCUUCCAUGAACAUUUUCUACUUUUGUUUCUUUCAUCUGUUGUUUGUCUGAGUAUAAGAUCAUUUCUCUCUCUCCCUCUCAUUCAGCUGAAGCUUUUUAUGAAGAGUGUGACGCAGGAGAAAUGACAUUUUGAAGGUGAUCACCUGCAUGGUCACAUGUUCGUGUGUCAUCCUUGUGAUGUUUGUAAUAAAUGGCUGACACAGAGCUUCUGACGUGACUUAACAUUCGAGUUUCUUUGAAGUGAGACUGAACUAAAGUCAUAACUAAUGAAUGGUUUGACUGUCUGUCAUUGAUCCUUGAGCUGUGUUUGGAUUGAACGAGUAAUAACCAAGCCUACUUCUAGACCAAUGAACUGCUUCCCUACAUCUGUUUUUCAAAUAUUUAUAAAGAAUGAAUAAUAAAGUGGAACCAAAGAACAAGUCACUCUAUCAGGUUUGUACAAACUAGAAAAAGAAGUCAGAUCAGAUCUUCCUCACACUUCUUGAAGUAAUGUAAUAAAAGAAUACCGCUGAA
This is a messenger RNA of Notolabrus celidotus (New Zealand spotty), 5526 nucleotides long. It is a transcript of the gene mical2a, whose product is annotated as microtubule associated monooxygenase, calponin and LIM domain containing 2a. Gene Ontology annotation, molecular function: protein binding; FAD binding. The transcript is spliced from 21 exons. The record is from RefSeq and is a predicted model, not a curated record. Lineage: Eukaryota; Metazoa; Chordata; Actinopteri; Labriformes; Labridae. Bases 449 to 3661 code for a protein of 1070 amino acids.